Molecule: messenger RNA, 4600 nt
Organism: Oenanthe melanoleuca
Lineage: Eukaryota; Metazoa; Chordata; Aves; Passeriformes; Muscicapidae
Gene: TMEM132A
Product: transmembrane protein 132A
Source: RefSeq, a predicted model, not a curated record
AGGAAGAGGAGGGUAGUUCAUCCAUGCCAGGAUCCCACUGCCCUCCAGCUGUUCCUGCUGUGCUUCCCGCUUGCUCCAUGCCCCUGGCCACGGAUGUCCUUGUCCUUCCCAUGUCCCCUGGUGGAACAGGGAAAGGUGGAUGGCAGCUGGGGGUAGAAUUCCCACCUUCGUGCCCUGCUCCGGGGGUCUCCAUGUGGCCUGGGGUGUCCAGUGCUGGGUGGCGAUGGGAAUGGGAUGAGGCGCAGGGACCGGGAUGAGGAAGAGGAUGAGGAGCAGAGAUGGGGAUGGGGAGUGGGAGGGGGUGAGAAUGGGAAGCAGGGGUGGUCGUGGGGAGUGGGGUGAGGAUGAGAAUGGGGAACAGGUCGGGGAAUGGGAGCAGGGCUGGGAAUGGGCAGUGGAAUGAGAAGUGGCUCGGGCUGGGGAGCAGGAGCCGGAGCACCGGGCACGGCCGGGCUUUAGGACCCGGCGGGACGAGGCGGCGCCGGUGCCGGUCCCGCCCCGGCCCCAUUGUCUGGACGCGGGGGCGGAGGGACGGGAGGCACCGGCGGAGCGACGGGAGGCACCGGCACCGGCGGCACCGGUGGACGGACCGCCCCCCGGCCAUGGCCCUGGCGCCCCGGCUGGCGCUGCUGGCCGCCGCCCUGCUCUGCUCCCCGGUGAGGGGUGAUGGGGAGCCCCCAGAUCCCGUGUUCCUGCCGGCGGAACUGGAGGUCCUUGGGGUGCCCGAGUCCUACCGGCUGCAGAGGGUGGAUCAGGACGUGGCUCCCAACUCUUCCCUGAACACCCGCUCCGAGACAUUCCUGCUGCUUCGUGCUGGAUCCCAGCCCCUAGUCCAGGCCACCUACGCUCCGUUCAGCAUCCGCCAGGAGGUGUCCAUGGAGAGCCCGCCCGGCUCAGCAGCUUGGUCCAUCCGUGCCGUGUCCCUGGAGAGCUCUGUGUCCCCUGCUGAGCCCGUGGCCCGUGUCCUCUUCCAUCUGUACGGGCCUGACUGGAUGCCUGGGAAGCAGGAUCACGCCAGAAGCCGGGAUCAUCCCAAGGACUGGAACCACCCUGGGAUCUGGGAUCACGCUGACGUCCAGGACCACCCUGGGGGUCAGGGUCACCCCAGGGACUGGGAUCAUCCCAGGGAGCAGGACCACCCCAGGCGCCAGGACCAUCCUGAGCAGUGGGACCACCAUAGAGUCUGGGAUCACCCCAAGGAGCAGCACCACCCUGGGAUCCAUGAUCACCCCAAGAACUGGGACUACCCCAAGGACCGGGAUCACCGUGAGCAGCAGGACCACCAUAGAGUCUGGGAUCACCCCAAGGAGCAGCACCACCCUGGGAUCCAUGAUCACCCCAAGAACUGGGACUACCCCAAGGACCGGGAUCACCGUGAGCAGCAGGACCACCCUAGGAACUGGGAUCCUUCUAGGGAUCGGGAUCGCUCCAGAGCUCGGGAUCUCCCCUGUGUCACCCUCCAUGCUCACCACCGCGGGCGGGUGGCCCGGGGGACAUGUCGCCUGCAGGCCCCAUUGGGAGUGUGCGUGGUGGAGCUGGAGAUCCCUCCACGCUGGUUCUCCCUGGGAUCUCUCCAUUCCCACCGGAGCCAUCGGCGGGAUUCCGAUCCCUUGGAGCCUCCGGAGCACCCAGAACCGGCUGAGCUGCGCUACAGCGUGGGGGAGUGUGGGAGUCAGGAGCGGGAGGCUCUCACAUUCCUGGGAAUGCUGGAGCUGCGGGCAGGAGAGCCGGAGCGGCGGCAGGAGGUGUGGCUGGACGAGAAGGUGCUGCUGCGUGUCCCCAAUGUCCCCCUGCGACCCGGGCAGCGCUUCACGGCCACCAUCGCCCUGCGCCACAACUUCACCGCUGACAGCCUGACCUUGAGGAUCAAGGCCAAGAAGGGCCUGCAGGUGGUCUCGGCCCAUCCCACAAUUCCCAGCACCUGGAGCGUGCACCUGGAGCGUUCCCGCGGUCCCAAGCACUCCACAGCUGUGGUGACGUGCCGGCGGCUUGGGGACAUUCCUGCCAUCCCUGACAGCUCCAGGGUGUCCGAGCCGGCCACGUUCCUGCACCUGGAUGUGGCGGUGGAAAACGGGACGGGAGGGCUGGCGCCGGCGCGGCCCCUCACGUGGCAGGUGGAGUAUCCUGGCCAGGAUCCCGAGGCACAGAAGGACAAACUGGUCUGGGAAAUCCAGGUGUCGGAGCGAGACAUCCGCGCCCUCGUCCCGCUGGUGCAGGAGCUGGAGAUCCUGAACACGGCGCCGCUGACCGGGAUCCCCCGCGUUAUCCCGGUGAAACUGGUGGCUGUGGAAGCAGGGGGUGGAGUGUCCGAGCUCACGGAUCCUGUAGGAUGUGAAUCCGCUGACAAGCAGGUGCUGCAGGUGUCAGAUUCCUGCGACCUGGUGUUCGUGGGGGGCAAGGAGAGCCGAGGGGCGCGGGGGGCCCGCGUGGAUUUCUGGGUGCGCCGGCUGCGGGCGGAGCUGAGCUUCUCCGUCUGGGCUCCGCUGCUCCCGCUCCGUGUCCAGCUGGGUGAUCCCAUCCUGGAGCAGCUCCGUGGCUGGAGACUGCCCGGGGGGCCUGACAGUGCCGUGGUGGAGUCUGAGGACCCCGCAGAGGAGCCGGAGCGGCGGGCGCGGGGCUGCCGGCCCCAGUACCAGCGCACGGGGCUCCGUGUGCUCGCACACUUUGUGGCCCACCCCCUGGAUGGUGGCCGUCACCUGUCCUACCUGCCCGGCCCUGAGUGGCUCCUGGAUGUCACUCACCUGGUGGCUGCCCGGACCCGUGUCCAGGACCCCCGCGUGGCCUCACUGGAAGCAGGGGCCAUGGUGGUGGGCCGGGAGCCUGGUGUCACCUCUGUGGAGGUGCGCUCCCCGCUCUCUGACUCCAUCCUGGGGGAGCAGACGCUGGUGGUUUCUGAGGAGAAGGUGACAGUGACAGAGCUCCACGCCCAGGUGGUGGCUGGGCUCUCCUUAUCCCUGCGGACACAGCCAGAUCAUCCUGGCGUGGUCACCGCCACCGUCCUAGGGACACCCACACUACGGGCCCUCAAGCAGGAAGCGACACUGUCCAUCUGGCUGUCCUUCUCCGACCACACGCUGGCCCCACUGGAGCUCUACGGGUGGCACGACGUGGCUUUGACCGUGACGUCCCUUGACCGCGCCGUCGCCACCGUCAGGGGGUCCCCUGGGGUGCCCGCUGCCCACCCGUGGGUGGUGGCUGAGGGGCCGGGCCGGGGGGCCCUGCUGCAGCUCAGCCUGCACGCCCCCGAGCCGUGCCGGCGUGGGCGGCACCGAUCCGCCCUGGCCGCCGGCACCGCCUGGCUCGAGGUGGGGGUCCCCUCUGCAGGGAGCCCCCGGCCCUUCCCGCGGGCCGAGGGCGCCAUGUCCGGGGAGGCGGUGACCGUGGGACGCAGGGACCCUGCGGGCGUGGGGCCGGCGGCCACCAAGCUCCAGGGGUCUUCCUCGGAAGAGGAUGAAGAGGAAGGCUACGGACACAACCGCGCCGGCCUGGGAGAGGAGGAGGAGGAGGAAGAGGAGGAGAUGGUGAAGGCUCCGGAGCGGGUGACUGACCUGGAAAUUGGGAUGUACGUGCUCCUGGGAGUCUUCUGCCUCGCCAUCUUCAUCUUCCUCGUCAACUGCAUCUUCUUCGUGCUCCGGUACCAGCAGAAGGAGCUGCCCGAGCCAGGCGGGGCCCCCUCAGCCCCGCAGCCCCACAACUGGGUCUGGCUGGGCACCGACCAGGAAGAGCUGAGCCGGCAGCUGGAUCGGCAGCAGCUGGAUCGGCCGCAGCUGGAUCGCCGGCAGCCGGAACCCCCGGCAUCGCCGAGCCCCCCCUGUGGCUGCGGGGUCCCCCCGGGCUCUGGAGAGGACGGGGCUCCCCCCGGCUCCCCGGCCCCCGGCGCGCCGCCGCUGUCCCGCAAGGAGGGGUCGGCUCCGGGGGGCGGCCGCAGGAAGCGGGUGGAGUUUGUCACCUUCGGCCCCCCCCGCGUCCCCGAGGAGCCCUCCCCGGCCGCCCCCCACGUCCAGUCCAUCCUGGUGGCCAGCGAGGACGACAUCCGCUGGGUGUGCGAGGACAUGGGGCUGCGGGAUCCCGAGGAGCUCCGGAGCUACAUGGAGAGGAUCCGCGGCAGCUCCUGACCCCGAGGGGGCGACUCCCGGACCCCCCAAUUCCCGGGCAAACCAGUAAGGGCCUGACCUCCUCCCCGUGCCGUGCUGGGGGGACACCGACCCCCCUUCCCAGUGGGAUGUGCCGGGGACCACUGGUGGCCUCCUGGGACCACCCCAAGGUGCCCACAGAGGGUGAGGGGGAUGUCUUCCAGCCCUGUCCUUACGGGGCUGGAUCCCGGUGGCACCGGGGAGGAAUUUGGGAUGCUCUUACUGCUUUGGGUCUCAUUGCGACAUGGUGUUCAUAGUGGUGAUGAUGAUGGUGGUGAUGAUUCCUGUGGUCUGAUCCCGGGGAGGAUCCUGUAUCCCCCCCACCUUCACCUCGGCCACGCAUCCGUUUUGUACACAUUUUUUAUCGGGAAUGCCCGGGAAGGGGCUGCCAGGGGCUGGUAUUUAUGGAAAAUUUUUAAUUCUGACAUUGUUACAAAAAUAAAAGUAUUUAAAAAAAAAAAAAAAAA